Molecule: messenger RNA, 624 nt
Organism: Didymella exigua CBS 183.55
Lineage: Eukaryota; Fungi; Ascomycota; Dothideomycetes; Pleosporales; Didymellaceae
Exons: 1
Coding region: 105-281 (58 amino acids)
Source: RefSeq, a predicted model, not a curated record
AGCAACUUCAAACAAUACAUUGUGUGCUGGUAGCUCUACUCUGAGUCCUCGCGCUAACAGGCGCUACCCACACAGACGAAGCACUCGCUGCCAUUAACAACGUCAUGACCAUAGAGACCUUUUUGCUUCUUGACAACGAGCAACAGGCUAGCCUACAUGACGACCUUAGUUUGUACGAAGCGCACAAGACUAGGCUGCUUAGGGUGGACCUAGGGACACAGUCGCGGACUGACCCGUUCCAGCGCUGGCUCCACAAGUACUUGCGGGCCUUUUGCUACUAGAGGUUGUCGCGAAAGGCUCAGAGCAACAGCGAAGGUCUUGGAUUGGUCGCUAGUCAGCAGCGGUGGACGUACCAGAACACGAUACUGAUAGCUGAGGUUAUCAGUUGUGUGACAACUGCAGCGUUAACAGCUGUCUUCAUCAUUGCACUGUUAGCUAUUAUGUCGCACAAGUUGUCAAGGAAUGUUUAGCUAGUAGUUGUUUUAGUGUGCAUUAUUAUUUUGUCAUUUCUUGUAGUUAUUGCUCUUCCUAAAGGUGUCGAGCCUUAACAUAAUGGCAAUGUCUGCUAGGUACGCUGCUGUGCUUUUGGUAUUUGUUUCCAAUGUUCCUGCAAGUGCGGAGCAA